Messenger RNA from Zea mays, 2138 nucleotides. RefSeq names its product reticuline oxidase. The coding region runs from base 99 to 1775 and encodes 558 amino acids. The record is from RefSeq and is a predicted model, not a curated record. Lineage: Eukaryota; Viridiplantae; Streptophyta; Magnoliopsida; Poales; Poaceae. Gene Ontology annotation, molecular function: oxidoreductase activity; FAD binding. The transcript has a single exon.
GGUGAUCAUGCGUGACGUGUAUAAAACCCCACACUCCUCUGGCUCAGCUGUGAGCUCCACCGGGGUGUAGCUGCAGCUGCAGUGUCGCACGCACGCACAUGGCGGCCCUCGCCCUGCUCCCUCUCGUGCUCCGCCUCUUCGCCGUGCAAGCAGGCGGCAGAGUCGACGGACGCUUCACGGCGUGCCUGGCCGCCGCCGGCGUGGGCAACGUGACGACGCGGCAGUCCCCCGGGUACGCCGCGGCGCUGCUCGUCUCCGUGCAGAACCUGCGGUUCGCGGGCGCGGGCGCGCCCAAGCCCGCGGCCGUGGUGGUCCCGGCGUCGCUGCAGGAGCUUUGCGACGCGGUGCGGUGCGCGCGGGGGGCGGGGCUGGCGCUGCGGCUCCGCAGCGGCGGGCACAGCUACGAGGGGCAGUCCUACACGACCUCGGACGGCGGCGGCGCGUUCGCCGUGGUGGACCUAGCGGCGCUGGACCGCGUGCGCGUGGACGCGGCGCGGCGCACGGCGUGGGUGCAGGCCGGCGCGACGCUGGGGCAGGCGUACCGCGCCGUGGCGGCGGCCAGCCCGGCGCUGGCAUUAUCGGCGGGGUCGUGCCCGACGGUCGGCUCGGGCGGGCACAUCGCCGGCGGGGGGUUCGGGCUGCUGUCGCGCAAGCACGGCCUGGCGGGGGACAACGUGGUGGACGCCGUGCUGGUGGACGCGCGCGGCCGCGUCCUCGACCGCGCCGCCAUGGGGGAGGACGUGUUCUGGGCCAUCCGCGGCGGCGGCGGCGGCGCCUGGGGCGCCGUGUACGCCUGGCGCGUCCGCCUCAGCCCGGUCCCCGAGCGCGUCACCGCGUUCGUCGUCAACCGCCCAGGCCCCGCCCGCUCCGUCGCCUCGCUGGUGUCCACGUGGCAGCACGUCGCGCCGUGGCUGCCCGACGAGUUCUACGUCUCCGCGUUCGUCGGCGCCGGGCUGCCGGAGGCGGACCCGGGCCGCCGGGCCGCCGGCGUCUCCGUCACGUUCAAGGGGCUGUACCUCGGGCCGGCGCACGAGGCGAUGCAGAUCCUGGCGGCCCGGUUCCCGGAGAUCGGGCUGUCCGACCUGGCCCCGAGGGAGAUGAGCUGGAUCGAGUCCGUGGUGUUCUUCUCCGGCCUGCCCGAGGGGAGCGCCGUGUCGGACCUCGCGGACCGGGUGCUGCACACCAAGACCUACUUCAAGGCAAAGUCGGACUACGUGCGGCGUCCGACGCCGCUAGACCACCUGGUCAAAGCCGUCGGCCUGCUGUCCGAGCAGCCCAAGGCGUACGUCAUCCUGGACCCGUACGGCGGCGCCAUGGACCGGGUCGGGUCCGCCGUCCUCCCCUUCCCGCACCGCAAGGGCAACAUCCACGGCAUCCAGUACAUGGUCGAGUGGACGGCCGGCGACGACGAGCGCAGGGAGGAGUACAUGGGCUGGCUGCGCCGGUUCUACGACUUCAUGGGAGCGUACGUGGCGACGGAGCCACGGGCCGCGUACGUAAACUACAUGGACCUCGAUCUCGGAACGAACGACUGGUCCGACGCCGACGAGAGGAGCCCCAACCCACAGGUGGAGGCGGCGCGGGCGUGGGGCGAGCGGUACUUCCUGGGCAACUACGACCGGCUGGUUCGAGCCAAGACGUUGAUCGACCCGGACAACGUGUUCCGCAACGCGCAGAGUAUCCCGCCACUUGGAGGCGGCGCCCAUGGCAUGACGUGGAGCACGCGUGGCAUCUCGCCCAAGGCCACAUCCAAUGGAAGCACGUAUGAUAUAUAGCUAGCUAGUAGCUAGAGCACACGUACGUCACACGCAUAGUAUGAGUAUGAGCAUACACUUCGCGUCAGAUAUAUUACACAUGCAUUGCACUUGCACACAAAUAUAUGUGGGUGGCGGUGUUCUUUUGGCGCGCGCGUUGCUUUCACGCGGUGCCGUCCGUUGCAUUUAGUUUGGACGAUUGAAUCAUAUCAUACGUAGCUAGCAGACAACGAGAGAGAGAGACAAUAUUGUUUGAUGAAGUGACCAAGGUCGCGUCCAUCAAUCUCUUGAUCAGAACGAAGGUGUGAUUUUGUACUGGUGCAAGAUUGAUUAGUACCAGCAUAUUCCUUCUAUAUCUGCUUUUUCUGAUGCUGCGAAUUAACA